This is a messenger RNA of Rhipicephalus sanguineus (brown dog tick), 749 nucleotides long. RefSeq lists its product as uncharacterized. NCBI's taxonomy places the organism in Eukaryota, Metazoa, Arthropoda, Arachnida, Ixodida, Ixodidae. The transcript has 4 exons. The record is from RefSeq and is a predicted model, not a curated record. Bases 90 to 749 code for a protein of 219 amino acids.
AACAUCAUCUUGCAGACAAAACGGAGGUUAACAUCCGCCUCGGCGUAGGCCUCAACUCCAGCCACAUCGUCGAAGGUGCGGACGUCUACAUGGAGUGCUCGGUGCUCACUGCUUCCAAGGUCAUCGAGGUCAUCUGGCGUCAUGAGGGAACGCGAAUGAAGGGACUCGCUGGCGACGGUGGUUUGUCCGAUGCCUUGGUCACGUCUCGCUACCUGGUAAUCCGAGGGGUGACCGCCGACCAGUCCGGACGUUACACUUGCACGGCCAACACCGCUGACGGCGAGAGCGUGGAGAGCGUUCCGCUGGAGCUCCGUGUCAGACACGCGCCACGUUGCGGCGUCCAUCGAGACAGGGUCCUGACGGCGAGUCCCAACGAGCAACUGAACGUGACCUGCGACGUGAGCGCUGAUCCCGGCGAAGGGUUGCACUUCUUUUGGAUUGCCGAGGACGACGCCGGCAAUAGGCGUCACGUGACGCGGACAGAGGGCACUAGCAUUGGAAUCCAGGACGUCUACUCAGGAGAAGAACUUCCGGAACUCAGGAGGUCGAAUCAGCUGGAAGUUCUGGUCGACGCGCACUUGUUUCACGGCAAGCUGCUCUGCUGGGCGAGGAACGCCGUGGGCACGCAGCGAGAGCCUUGUAGACACCGGUUCCAGUUGCGGCGUGAGCGAGCAUCCAGCCUGGACUGCACUGUCGGGAACUACACAGACACUUCCUUCUCGAUCACGUGGGCGAGGGCCGCGGAGUGA